Messenger RNA from Tupaia belangeri chinensis (Chinese tree shrew), 1274 nucleotides. Its product is annotated as syncytin-B-like. The transcript is spliced from 2 exons. The record is from RefSeq and is a predicted model, not a curated record. Bases 227 to 826 code for a protein of 199 amino acids. NCBI's taxonomy places the organism in Eukaryota, Metazoa, Chordata, Mammalia, Scandentia, Tupaiidae.
CCUCAUCUUGUCUCCACUCUGUGUGUGUGUGUGUGUGUGUGUGUGUGUGUGUGUGUGUGUAAGUUUUAUGUGAGUCCCCUUUUUCACCGACCUCACCCAGGUACCCGUUCGACUGUCCUGCGGGUCGAGGCAAGUGGCGCCCGGACGUGAAGCCCUGGAGUAGAGGAUCAGGGUGAAGUGCACAGUGAAGAAAGCCAGGCCUGGUAAGAGAGGAAGGAUCAACAAAAUGAAGAUUCUUAUUAAAAAUUUGAUCCUGUUUUGUAUCUUCGAUGCUAUUGCUGCUGGUUUUGACCCUGGACCAACUCAACAGACAAUUGAUUAUAAUAUUCCCUGUACAUAUCCCGGUGGUAUUACACUUUUUUGCCUGAGUGCUGAGCAGGUUCUUGUACUCUUGCCAUUCUUAUCCCUGACGUUGAUGUUAUUAAAGGAGACAAUUCCCAUUCCUACUUUUGAUCUUACUUCUGGUAAAUUCAAACAUACAAGAUCUAAGCAUGCCAUACAGUUCCUUCCUAUUAUUGCUACUUUAGGCUUUGCUGCAGCUACAGCUGCUGGUUCUGCUGGACUGGGAUAUUCCCUACAGCUCAAACAAGUUACUGAUACCCUUAUUUCUGAUGUACAAGAAUUGGCUUCUUCUGUUACUUUUGUUCAAGAUCUACUGGACUCCCUUGCAGAAGUUAUUCUCCAAAACAGACGUGGGUUAGACCUCCUCUUGUCAGAACAGGGGAGUCUCUGUCUUGCUUUGCAGGAACGUUGCUGUUUUUAUGCCAAUAAGUCUGGCAUCAUUCGUGACAAGCUCAAUCAACUGCAAAAACGUCUUCUGGAAUGAAGAAAACAACUCACCGAUAAUCCUUUCUUUACUGCCUGGAAUGGACUCCUCCCAUAUUUCCUCCCUUUGCUUGGUCCGAUUCUAGGUUUAUUGAUUGUUUGCUCUUUGGGACCUGUUCUCUUUAAUAAGCUCAUGGCUUUCCUUAAAUGCCAAAUCGAUGACUCCAUAAAAAUGCAGCCUAUCCAAAUCCACUAUCACAAUCUGGAGAUGGAGUAUUGCGGAGCCUAGACAUUGCUCCUGCCUGAGGUGCUGAAUCGGUUAGCCAAAGACAGUUAAGAGUCUGAGCCUGUAAUAGCUAUAUAGUCCUCCCACCUAAGACAGGAAACCCAUCAUAGCUAUGGGAUUCUCCAAUGACCGGUAAGGAUGGACAUGUGGCUCGAUAAAUUACUCCAACCUAAGACAGGCACGACUCCCCCAGGCUUUUCUCCUCUCUUUGAAAAAAUAAAAA